CGGUGUUGCUUGCACCGGUCGCGCAUUCGAGCUGCUCCUGUAUGCGCGUAGCUUAUGUCUGCGCGGUUUCCUAUUCCAUGACAUUGGAACGCCUUCAGUGCUUUUUCCCACGCCGACCGGGAGUUCGCAAGCCGACGCCAGAACGACGCGAGGAAGACCGUCUACCCUACACACUCGUCAGAUUCGCCGGCGUGCGGUGAUGUGUUAAGCCUCGCCUCGUUUACUACGAGAAUCGGCUCGUCCGGUGGAGCGGCAGUACAUUGGCAAAAUGUUUCCCGUCCACGCGCUCUUCGUCGCCAUGACAACGGGGCCCGCGUUCGCCAGUGCGGCCGUACGAAUUUGUCCCGGAGAGGCCGUGUUCCGACCGGCGCCGAUCGGCGGCGAGGAAUUCGUGCUUGGAAAAGUAACGCGCGAGCCUUACGGCACGUUUAACGCGAGCGGCUCGUGGUCGUACCUCGUGCCUCGUACAGCGCGCGACGUGAACGUAACAUUUCGGUGGUGGCUUCCAGGAAGUGACGAGCUCGCACCGCUCAUUCUACCUGUCGACUACGACGGUGACUUGCCCGAAGAGCGACUCGGCGACGCGAAUCUUACUGUCAUGUGUCACGGUCUGCCACCGAGGUUGGCGGCCGGUGCCCAUGCGCUGGUGUCCUCGCUUCGGCGGCACCGACCGUCGGACGCGCUUCUCGAAGUCGUGUGGAACGCCGGUUGUGAUGACGGCACCGACGGCAGCCGCACCGCUGACAUUUACUACUGCCCCGCUCAUGCCGCGCCGGCCGACAGCGUCCAGUACCAGCAAGCUGCCGGUGACAGUCGCCUGGUCGCGCGUGUCGUGUCCCGAACUCUCAGCGGUCUGGUCAACGACCACGGAUACGAGCUCGCGCGGAUCCAUCUGAUCGGAUUCGGCGUGGGCGCGCACGUCGUCGGGUUUGUGGCGGACGAGUUGAAUUACUUCGACGACCACAAGCUGGGUCGGCUCACUCUGCUCGAUCCGUCGGCCCCGCUGUUCGUCGCCAAGCUGGGUGUGGCGCACCUCAGCCGACCCGGCAGAGCCGUCGUGUCCGAGGCCAUCCACACGAGCAGCGCGGAGCGCUGCGGCUACGGCAUCGUCGAGAGGUUGGCCGAUCUCGACGUGUACGUGAACGGAGGGGAGCGGCAGCCGCAGUGCCGUUCUAGCGCGAUGUGCUCGCACGUCUUCGCGCUCCUGUAUUACGCGCGCACCAUGGAACGCUGCGCGACCGACUCGGAACUCCUCCCGGGAUAUUGGACGCCCGACGAGCGAGGCGUUGUCCAAGUGCCCGUGGCAAACGUGAGGUGCGUGGUAAGCCAACGUGUGGGGCCCUCGGAAGACCGCGGGCGGAGCUCGGGUGCUUCGUCAGCUAUGCGCAAACCGUGUUGCUUUGCUUCGCGCCUUGUAGUAGCAGUCACGUACCUGGUGGCUGCAGGCCACUGGCGAUCCUAAACUGACCGCGAGACUACCUGCGGUUUUAGUAUGUGAUUGACUAAAGUGGGUGUCGUGACGCAUCAGUCCGUGCCCCUCACAUAUGAUAGUUAAAGCGAAAGCAGCUUAUCCCCAGUUGGUGGAUGUGGAUAACGUAAAGUUUGCUGGUCAGGUUUUCAUUGGGUUUGUCACCCUGUUCCUAGUUCACCCAUAGUUAGAUUUGUACUAGUUUUGAGCGUGUGGCAGUAUGUUCGCUCAUACCUGGUACUCUCAUGAUUCAUUAUAUUUAAAGCGGUCUUCAGCGUCACUGUCAUUCCUGCAGGCAUUUAACUUUUUGCGGUUGUCAUUUUUUUGCGCUCUUUUGUGUCCACAUUAAUAUAUGUCAUGGCAGUGUGUGUGUUCCUGUUCCUCAUUUUUCUUUAUGUAAGAGAUAUAUAUUAUGGAGUCAUUUAUUGUGGAAACUUGUAGGCGGUAAUGUUGUCUGUUGUAAAGGAACUUGCUUGCGACUUUAGCGUAACUGAGUAGAAGCCAAGCACUGGAGGUUUGCAGAGAUCUGUGCUCAGUUUGGUAUUGCUAACACCAUGGUUUUAUUUUCUCGGCUGCUCUGUGUGGGCCAAGUUGUGAAACAUGGGCAGCUGCUUGAAUAGUCAUGCCCUUGUUUGUAAUUUUCUUGUUUUUCUCAAUAGGAGUGCAUCCGACCUGGAAGUACUGCCAGUUCAAAAAAAAACAUAUAUAUAUAUUGCAACCUGCCAUGCCCUGUGCAUUCCAGCAUCACUAGUACCUCUGUAAUUUUUGCACUGUUUGGCUAAAAUGAUUGCCUUGUACUAGUCUUUUGAAACAGCCUUAGCAAAUACAAAGGUUCAGCAAUAUGAUUACUGCUCGUCAAACUGUUCCAUGCUGCCAUAUGCUUGUGGCUCAUGUGCAAAUGGCUUGGGGCAAUCAACUAGGUAGACACGGCUUUAGAAGGAUGACAUAAAGUCUAACUUGAGGCACCCGCAUUUUUAGCUAUGUCGCGUGAGCAUCCAUCACAAGUCAUUUCAGUGCAUUUAAGCGGCGAUAAUCAACGAGACUGGCAGAAGUACUCUCAGGUGCACUAAGCACUCUCCUGUGCAAGAGUCGUCUAAUGUAAUGUUCCCUUCAGGACGACGUACAACCAUACAGCUAAAAAUGCGGGAGGCUGUGCAUGCCUAUCAAUAUCAAAAGCAUGCCAUUAAUCUUACUUUUCAAAGGACCAUCAAUUUGUUACGCCAAGCUUGUCAUACGUCCCUUGCUUUCAGUAGGAUCUGUCUACAUAAAUGUGGUGUCGGUAGUCAAAGCAGUUGUGGGCAGAUGGUAUAGACCGAUGUAGAGCACCCAAAUGUGACGCAUACAACAAAGGGUAAAGCCAGGGCCACUACUUCAUCCAUUUUUUUCUCUUAACUAGAAUCGCGGCUAUCCCCUUUUGCUCUCUGAUAAACACGGCUCUCUUCCUGUCUCUUAACGUUGCGCCUAAAAUUUUUUUUCAUUGCACAGUCUUUAACUUGUUCUCGAGCUCCUUUGUUGACCUCCAAGUUUCUGCACCAUGUGUUAGCAUCGGUGAAUGCAUUGAUUGUACACUUUUCUUUUCAAUGACAGUGGUAAAUUCCAAGUAAGGGUUUGGUAAUGGCUGCCAUAUGCACUCCAACCCAUUUUUAUGCUUUUGUAAAUUUCCUUCUCAUGAUUAGGGUCCCCUGUGAGUAAUUGACCUAUAGUCGAGUACAACUUUAGAAGGCAGCGGCAUUUGACCCCAAAAGUGGAUGCACACAAGCCUCCAUUAAUGGGCGCGAUUUCCAGACUGAUGUCAUGAACCGAACGGCUGGUGACCCUGGCGAUAGAGAACAUGGCGCGGAGGCUAUCAGCUACCGUGCUUCGGUCAUUUGGGUGGGGCCCCUUCUGCCUUCUUAAGUUGUACCCGACUAGAUAAACGUACUCCUGCACAGACUGUAGAGGUUGACUGGCAAUCGUGAAUUCUUGUUCCCUUGCGAGGCUACUGAAUGUUAUCUUUGUCUUCUGCAUAUUAAACCCCUACUCUUCAAUGGGGUCCUCCAUCAUUUGUUGCAAAUCAUCCCCAUUGUUCCUUAACAAUGUCACCUGCAAUCGAAAGGUUGUUGAGAUAAUCGCUGUUGGUCCUGACUCAUAAUUCUUCCCAGUUCAGUAGCUUGAAUACUUCAAAGCAUGCAGCAAAUAGCAUCAGAGAGGUUGUGUCUCCUUUCCUGACCUUUUUCUUCAUGGGUAAUUUUCUACUUGUGGAGAAACAAGAUAGCUCUGGAAUCGUUGUAGAUAUUUCCCAAGUUAUUCACGUAUACAUUCUUAGUCCUUUAUUAUCUAAUGUCUCCGUGAAUGCUGGUGUCUACUAAAUCAAAUGCCUUUUCACAAUCUAUGAAAGCCGUAUAGAGAGGUUGAUUGUACUCCGCAUAUUUAUCAAUUACAUGAUUGAUGACAUGGAUGUUAUUCAUUGUUCAUCCUAAUUGUUGCUAAACAAGUAGCCAUGUUAAUUGAAGUAUAUGAAGCGAGUGUACAGGUGAUCGUGAAGUAGAUCAGUGUAGUCAAACAGAAGUGGCUGUAGUGCUAGCGCAUACCAACUGCAGCUGUAGUAAGUGCUUUGCUAGUAAAUGUUCAAACGAUGGUGCACGAUGUGGUGACCCCACCUCUUUGGUAGUUCAGGGGACAUUGUGUUUGGUACACAGCUGCUCUGCUAGAUAGGCUUGCAAACUUGCAUUCAUAUUAAAUCAGAGUCCUGACCUCCAAUUAGCUUAAUUUUUUAGAAUAUCCUCUUGCCUCGUCUCCUCUCUUAUUGCAUCAUGGGCUCAAUGCACUCUGGUAUCAGCAGCACAGUCAUGUAGGUGCACUGGUCUGUGGUGUGUUGUACCACGUGACCACUGCGUCCUGUUUACAUGAUGUAACCAGCCUUCUGCUUCGUGACCUAAACCACACUGUUUGGCAUGAUUUUGAACUGGAUGCAAACACGAAGUAGCAUAAUUAAUUAUUAGCUGCACACUUAUUGAACUCUGGCUUCAUACCGUAAUUACUGGGACAACAGCUAUCCAUUUUAAAGUAAAUUUAAAAAAUUUUCAUAUUGGUGCUUAUUAAAGAUUCAUGCAACUCGAAUUAAAAUAAUGCUACAUGAUAUACAAAAGAGACAUGCUACACACAUUUGUGGCUACUAAAUGUUGUGGUUUUCUGUACUUUUUAUAAUGAUCUUGUAGCGUGACAGAGAUGACUGUUUGUUGUGCAGACGUUUUAGUAUAGGUUCAACUUUUAGAGUGGGCCAAUGCGUUCUCUUACUUCAACAUAGGUUGUUCUUUAUUUGAGAAUGUUAUCGCCCAAAUUUUUUACAUGUGCUUAAGCAUCGUAGGUUUUCAUAUUUAAAGAAAAUUGGGCCAUGAGAGAAAAGGGCUUCACAGGAAGUGUAGUUGAAAGUCAGCACUACUAUGUCCCUUGUUCUUGUUUGUGUGCUGACUGUUGCUGUUCUCUUUUUUCCUACACUGUAAAUGCCCAAGAUGUUGCCUUGCUCGCACAACAUUCACUCAUUUUGCUAGCUCUGGAGAUUUGCAUCAAGGGAAAGCACCAUCAGAUGCAUUUCUUUUAACUAUAUUUAAUUCUAUGUUUCCAUUACUUGGCCACUCUGCCACAUGUAUGCUUUCCUCAUACCACUUCGCUUAUCAGGUCACAAUGAAAAGCAGCUGGAAUUAGUCAAACGGUUUAUAACGGAAGUACUUGGGAUCUCAAAAAUCUCUCGUAGUACAGGUCACUUCAUUGUUAAGAUCACACACCAUACCACUUGCAGUAAAGCAUUCUAAGCAUAUUUAGCAAGAGAAUGCUCUAACAAGAAUUCAAGACAUACUUAGUGAAAUAAGUCGUUAAUUUUCUUCUGUGCAGUUUGUACAACCGUAUGUAGGACAGCAUUUGACUUUAGGGUUUCAGUAUUCGUGGCAUGCUCCGUGGCAGAAUCGGGGAGCAAUGCGAAGUACAGCUGCAAACGUGUAAUGAUGCUGUAGUGGCUCCCUUGUCGUCAAAAUUCAUGGGUUUUUCUGCAGGCUCCAAAUUGAAAAUUUCAUACGGUUCAGGCCACUGCUGGGCCAUUUUUCUCGGGCGUGCUAGCUCUUGGAUGUGUUUCUAAUACUUGUAAGAGUAAGCAACGGUUGCCGAACUUAGCAUUCUGUCACUGCUGCCUUCAUCGCCGUUCAUCUCGUUUGAGUUAUUCAGGCAUAGACGGUAUCUAAAAAUUAUAAAUACUUAUUCUUCCUUCACCGCCUUCAGGGAUCUUGACAACCUUGGCUUGUCUGUAAGUGAUCGCCACCUUUUGGCUUAUGACAGGCCCACCCUCUGGUGGUAUAUAUUCUGUUAUCAUUUUUAUUGAACUAGAUUCUUGAGACUAUUUUCAGACAUAUUUCUGGGCUUUAAGCAUGUUUUUAAAGUAUCUCACAGAAAAAUUAGCCAUUAUAGUAGCUUUCUCUUUAAAUGUGAGCCCUUCAAGGGGAUGAGCAUCCUACCUACUGUGGCUAGCAGAUCUGCCUGGCAGCACUGCUCAUAAUGUCUUACUGAAAUGUUUUUAAAGGGACCCGAAAUGGAAUUCAACGAUUUUGCUCGGGGAUGCACAGAUUUAGUAGUGCAAAUCCUUGCAAACAGAUCGUGUAGUAAAGUGUGCUGUACUCCAAAGCAUGCAGAUUAAGAAAAUUUUAGUAGAAUCGUUGGCUAUUGCUACUAGUCAGCUAUAAUUAACAAAAGUGUGCGACUGACAAAAUUUCAGACCUGACCCCCUAAGCUUUGGCUCAUCAUCAUUUCAUCAUCCAUGCACCUGGCAACUUGCAUUGAUCGGAUGGAAGAAUCCUAUAGAUGUGAUAGGUGCUCAGGUUACGUUGGGGUCACUAAUCCCUCUGUUUCCUUUGCAACUGCUGCUGAUUUCAUUCACAGUCUGGUAACAUGCGUACAUGCCUGCAAGAGUAACUGUAAGCAGAAAAUACUAACGCAUGCACAAAUGUUUUCAUGGCUUACUUUGAAAGUGUCCUUUAUAUAUUCCUAACCAUUGUUACUCAUUGCCACUGCAUUUUGAUUGCCUUGUUGAUGACUAUGCUGAGCUUUUAUGUACUUGUCCCACUUGGAAUUCCUCACGUAUUGUUUUCAUAAGUUGCAGGGUUUGUGUUAGCUUUUAUAGCUGGUGCAUAUAUUUUCAAGCAGCAGAAGUGGCAUUAAGGCCAUCUCAGUUAAUGUCCACACAUGCCACCAAGUGCAGCAUGUGUGAACAUUGCAACUACUGUUGAUGCGCAAGUUUCACAAUGAUGUAAAUAGCCCUUAUCUAUAACUUUAGGCGUCAGUAAAAUUAAUCUUUUUUUGCAGUAGAAAAUAACCAAUUUAAAGCGUUUGGGAUUUCAAGAUGAUGCCUACAGCCUAACUCGUUAAGGCAGGCCUCUUGGACUAUGUAUGCAAUUUGCGAAGGGAUAGCUAAUUUCAUCCAAAGACCUGAUUUCAUUUCUGUACAUGGUUUAGAACCCUGGACAUGAGAUUUGCCAGCAGUAGUUAGCUAGAAAUUGAGCCGAUCAUGUUUUUCAGUCGUCAUUCUUUAGUUCGGGUGUGGCAGGACAGAAUGUUUAAACACCUACAGACAGCCAGGCCCACACUCGCUCGCACCAAGAGCACAGACACACUUCAUCGUCUUUCUCGCGGCGGCUCGUCACUUCAACAUCUUUCAAUGCUAUCGUAAUAAUAUAGUACUUGGGUUCAGAAGAAUGCUCAUGCUGUUUCAAGCCAAGCAUUCUGACCUCUACACCACGACCACUUGUAGAUGUUUUCAUUGUUAAGGUGUUCUCCCAUGUUAGAAAAUGUCCAGAAUGACCAAUGUUAAUAGUGUACUGAAAUUAAUAGUGUCCAAACUUAAUAUUCUGGAGCACAUAUUCGUGCUUGCUAACUGCUCAUGUCUUGCAUGUCCUGUAUAUCAAUGGUUGGUUCUACAGACAGCAGGCAUAUGCUGCUUCAUGCAAGCUGUAGGGUAGGCAAAACCUUGUGCUAUAUUCUCAAACAUUCUUUUUCAGAGUCACUUUCAUUUUCACAAAAUUAUGCAUGACCAGCGGCAGAGACACAAGUGUGUAUGAGUGACAGCAUUCUUGGCACAGGGGCAGGAACACUGGCACCGAUGGACGCUGGAUGUGUCUGAUGCUAUACUCACAAACAACUUUCUGUGGCUAUGAAAGGAAAGCUACGGACGCAAAGCGCGUACAAGUGAGAGCGCUUCUGAAAAGAGUCCCGCAUUUUAAUCCACGUUAGUUUAGGCUGGGGAAGAGAAAACAUGAACACAGUGCUCCCACUCCUGUGCCAAAUGCGUUGAUUGUGCUAUACGAGAUUUCCUACGCCAUCCUGAUAAAAUCCUGAUAAAAAUGCACGAUUUUGCACCGAAGUGUGCCAAAAUUAAUGCCUGCACAUUACGUGUGUGGCCACAGUGGCCCACAGACAGGCGUAGCGUGCAUGACUAAAGCGGCUUCAUAAAUCAAACGGCGACCAAUAAUUCGGGCUCGAUAAGGAUGGGUACAACUGUUUUCACAACAAAUCCGUGCAGGGGUGGGGCCUCGCCUCAAUGACGUAUGACCAUUUUCUUUUUUUUUUCUUCCUCUCUGUUUGGCUGCGUUCCAACUUUGGAACGGAUAACGCGCUGGGCUGGUGGUGACUGCGCACGACUGUGGCUGCUGUUAAGGGAUUGAUGGUGUUCCUAAAUAAAUGCAUCACUGUUUUGAUGAUCCAAAUAUAAUCUCACCAUCAGGGAGGGAGCAGUCUACCUGACUGGAGCAGUAUUUUUUUAUUUGGGGUGUUGCUACGCUGUGCUUCGCAACACCCCAACGACCCGCGCUUCGCGUCGGUGCCCAGCACCGCGGCUUCUGCCGUGGCACCGGGGCACAAACGACCGCGCCGCCAAACAGGAGGGAAAAAAAAGAAAUUGGUGAUUCGUCAUCGAGGCGAGGUCCCGCCCCUGCACGGAUUUGUUGUGAACACAGUCGCACCCCCAUGCUGCGGCGAUUCCAGCGACGUAUCAACGCCAAAAUAUUGCUAUUUCCGCUCAACUCGGCGGUCAACUUAGCACGCAGUCGUGCAGGCGGAGUCCGAAUUAUAUAGAAUGGCGUACCUUAAGGUGUUAGAAAUUUCGGUCGUACUUAUAGACCUUUGCGCUGUUUACAAACAUACACCCUGGACGGCUUCCGGUUUGGCUCACUGAUGUAGUCCGCUAAAUGUAGCGAGCAAGAAAGGCAGUGGCGGCGAUAUAGAUUAGCAGGAAUGCACUUGCGGCACAGUAGACUGAUCAGGACCGUGACCGGAAGUUUCUUGGGUGCCGCACUAUCGCUGCUGUUAUCGCGCAAGCGAAAAGGCGUAUACUUUAAAUUUAUGGGCCAGUGAUGGUGCCUCAAAGUAGUCCGAAUAAUCGAGCUUGUUUGAAUUGCUGGUGUUGAAAUAAUCGGUCGACACCAGUUGUGAAUCGGCAUUUACGAGGAAAAACAGACCGUUGAAAAGUACCUGGUGUCGUCUGAAGCAAUGACUGAGCGUUACGAGGGGUUUAUCAAGGCUGGCCUGGCUCAGAAUAGCAUUCAUGGCAUUGUCUCGCCAGGUGUUUCUGACUGAUGCUAGAGCCUUGCUGAAAACAUAACAAAGUGUCAGCUGUCAAUGAAAAAAUCAUAUGAUGUAAAAGGCAACAUCUGAGCAGCUUCACAAACUUGGAAUAAACUAAUUGCAGCACACUGUGUGAUUAGGUUUGUUGUCUUCAUUUAAAUUAAAGGGAAACUCAUGUAUUUAGAGGCAGAGCAACAUUGUUUUACAGCAAGCAAAUACUUUCUGGAAUAACGCUUGUCAAUUUUAAGUGUUUGAAAUAGCUUAGGACGUGUCCGGCAGCUGGCAUUUAUUAGCUCAGUUUCUGUAUCUGGAUGCUCCAAAAAUCUGUAGCUGGAUGCUCCAAACUGCUCUAACAUUAAGAUUUUGCUGCUCCAAAAAUUGCUCCAAAUCUCAGUUCGUCAGUGGCACUACUCUAAACACCUUAUUAGCAGCAGUUAAAUGAGAUAAACCACACCAGUGAGCGUAUUUAUUUCAUGGCUUUCCUCUUCCGCAUGUGGGCAAAUGCGAAAGUGUCACGUGUGGAAGCUGCAUCGAUUCAGCAUCUGUUCCGAGCAACCAAAACACUGUGAAAAGCUGCCAGACUACUUCGCACGGUAACACAUGUACAGCAGCCACAUGCCCGUAGCUUUUCCUUCAUAGCCACAGAAAGUUGUCCAGAAGUAUAGUCAUGCAGAAUCCUGCAAAGGUGAUCGUCUAAGAAUGCCAUCUCUGAACUGGAAUUAGCAGAUUUUUGCUUUAGAAGCAUUGGUUAACGGCACAUCCUCUUGACAUUGUACGGUAGUCCAGCUGCUCGAAGAAAACAAUUAUUUGUUCAGAUAGGGUGCAGGCAUUAUCCAGGAGUUUCAAGCUGUUUAAACGUUUUCCAGGUGUGGCUCAUAGCUGCAGUUAGCGAAAUUUAGUUAAGGGAAUCAGAGACAUUUUAAGGGAAUCAAAGGAGAAAAUUAGGCUUGGCUUUGCUAUCACAAACACCAAUGACCAGCGGAACUGUGGGGAAGCCUCGUUUCUUCGCCGAUGCUUGGUCUCCGCUUCUCUUGCUUGAACACCUGCAUCUUCGCUUCGGCGACGAUUGGCUUCAACUUCCCUUGCCCAAUGCUCGGGAUCGACUCUCCGUUUCCUCGCACGCUCACGGGCUGCUUCUCUACGGCAUUCCAAUCGAGCGGCUUCUUCUUCGGGAGUUCAAGCAUGCGGCUUCGCCAUUGCGCUAUGUCAAGAAAGGCUAUGUUGCAAACAUUGCUGCGCACGGACCAAACUCGACUUUCACAGCUCCGCUGUAAAAAAGACCUCAGGUGCUUUUCCAGUCCCUUUCUGCCAACCUUGGCUGUAUUCUGCGACCUCAUCUAUUGUGUGCUGACAGAUGGUUGAGCAACUUGACUCAAAGUGUGAACAUUCAGCUUUGGGGCGAUCUGAACCACGUGUAUCAUUAGAAGCAAGGCGGGGCCAUUCAGAUCUGGAUUGAGGUUGUGGUUUGGGUUUGUGUCAUCAUGAAGGUGUUCAGCGUAGUGCAUCCGGCGCACAGAUGUGGAGGAGGAACAAAACAUACGCAGCACUAACUUCUAGCCUUUCAUUUCUAGUGAACCACAGGUAUUUAUACGUCUCGGAUGGUAUGCCGCAGAACAAGGGUCCAGUCAAAAAGAUAACCAUUUAGCAAAAACAGUAAAGGUGUCACUAUAUUGUGACACCUUUACUGUUUGGGGUACGCCACCAUGUAUAUUGUGGUGUAAUCCAAGUGUAUAAAAAGCAUUUGUUUUUUUAACAGUGAGCUGCCCAAUUAUUGAAAGUUAAUCAUUGAGACGUAUGGUGAUACAUUUGCUAGUAAGACGUCGCCAUAGCCAUCAAAGAAACAAAUUGAUUUUAUUACCCAUGUAUUAGUAGUAUGCCUAAUGCAGCAUUUUUUUACUGCUCUUUCUAAUUAAUGUUUAUUAGUUGCCUUUUUGGUUGUACACAUGUUCUGUCCAGAAUGUGUAAGUAGUUUGGUCCCCCGGAAAAAAAAUGUUGGUUGUCAGCAAUGUGUUUGUGUGUGUGUGUCCGACUUCUCCUCUGCAUCCACUUGCUGGUUGUGAUAAACUGAAUGCUUUCAAAUGUGAAGGCCACAAACAAGUGGCAAGGCAUGGCAAAAGAGUCCUAAAUCAUCUAAACCACAUGAACACAGUAUGAAGACAGUACAGAUGGAGCCAAGAGAUAAGACGGUGUACACAACUGCAAGGGCAUCAAGCAAUGGCGAAGUGUCUGAAAUUUUUUCCCAGGUGACUCAGAAAAAGAAAGCGAGAAGGGAUCCCAACAAGUGCUUCGUACUUAGGGUAAACGGUCGUGUUGGUUGCAUGUUGCUUUUGUGUCUGCAUCGAAGUUUUGUAGCUGUGUUUACUAAGAGCUGGGUUGCCAAGUCUCAUCUGCAGAAGCUUGAGUCGGGACAGUUGAGGGAGAGGUGUCCAGGAAAGAUGUACCUCAGGGAGAAACUUGGAUUUCACUGAUUUUACUUCUCAGUGUUUCUAUUUCAUUUGAAGCUGGGCUCGUGUAGGCUACUUUUUAUGCUUGCAUUGCUGCAUUAUAGAAUUCUUGUUUAUGAAAUGUACCCCCCCUCCAGAGUAGCUUAGUAGCUACAUCAAUCUACUGCUGCGCACAAGGUCGCGGGUUUGAUUCUUGACCCCAUUCUGCUAAGGGUGAAAUGAAAAGCGCUUGUGUACCGUGCUUUGGUGCACAUUAAAGGACCAAUGUGGGUUAAGUGAAUGUGUGGCUGUCUACUGUGGGGUUCAUCAUAAUGCACUACGCAGUUUAGGAACACUUAAACCUUGCAAUUUAAUUUGUUUUUGAGAGUUUAAUUGUGUAAUCUUUCAUAAUUUCUACAAAGGUUCACCUUGACAUUAUUAGCAAAAGUAGUUCUAGUUUAUUGUAUAAUGAAGGACAAAAGGAUGGAAGGGAAGGAAGGACUGAGGGAUGUUGUAACUGUCUGACUUUCGAGUGGACACCCGAACCGUCCUGUGGCCAUGGGAAAAAUAAGGGUAAUUGAAUAGACAGGGGAGAGAAAAGUUGCAAUAAGAGGCAUAAAGAAAAUAGGAGGACCUAAUUGAAAACGAUAGCAGCAUGUCCCACGUGGAUUUUAUUUGUCACCUGUGGGCAAGUUUUUCUUGAUAAAUGUGCUUUCGUGACUAGAACAUUCCUAAGAAGGACAGGAUAGAAAAAUUCAGCAAGGUUGAGGAUUGUCUGGCAGUUGCAAGUUCCACGCAGUUCAAUAUAUGCUUGUAGCACUCGCGCACACCUGACAAAAAAUCUGAAUUUGGUUGUUGCCAGAUGGCUGUCUUAAUAGGGUUUAGUUGGUAUUUUGAAUUUUUUAUAUAUUCUUUGAUCAAAUAAAAUCCAGAACAGUUGGCAGACCUGUCUUACAGUUGCUGUGUGCAACACAUUUUUGUUCGAAUCACAAUACAGUGGUCACAUUCAGAUGCAUUCCUUUUUUUUUGUGUGUGUGUGUGUACUGUGAGCAGCAACAAUAUUGGUGAUGUCUGCAUUAGUACAGCACUGCCCAGUGUUAAAGCGAAUACCUGAUUAAUAUUCAAACAGUUUCAACAGAUCAGCUUCAAAGAAAAAAUGUGCUUGAUGUAUGCCGAGGAUUUCGUCUUAAAACUGAGCAGCAUUCGGUCCUAAAAUACUAAUUUAGUGCUCUCCUUAAUAAUGGAUUGUAGUGCACAUUUAUAGCAUGAGCUACAUAAGGUGGGUGCAGAGUGGUGCAAAAUCGAUUGCAAAUGAGAACACGAAAACACUGUCGUGAGCCUUGGAAUGUAAAUAUCAUUCUUCUGCAGGUUAAACUGUCGAGGCGUUGUGGAAGUUCCUGCUAUUGUUGUCUUCCAUCUCCAUUAUAUAGCUUCUUGGUUAGUCUCGCCAGAAUGGCAUGACAGUGAUCAGGCAUUUAAUCCAGAUCACAUUACUGCUGUUCACUCAUAUCUAAAGUCAUGGUGUUCUGUAGCAAGGUUUUAGUGUCCUUGUGUUUGCAGUUGCAGUGUAUUGAGUAAAGAAUUUCGUUUUUUGUUUACUAAGAAAGCCAACGGGGCCUUUGUCCACAUUUUAAGUGUGUGAAUUCGAUUCCUGAUAGCUUUAGUGUAAUUCCAACAUUUUCUCCUUUGCAUGCCUUUAAAUUUUGAAAACCUUGUUGCGUUUUACUUUUUUUUGUUGUAAUAUAGCCUUGUUGAUUACUUGCGGUGUUGCUAGAAUGUACUGUUGCUCCAAAUAUGUAUUUGCUACGUUUAGUCUAUUGAUGCACGUGUGUUUUAGUGAGCUAGUCUUCCUCAGAUGUCCACUAAUUGACUGGACGUUGUUCUAUUCUUUGUUCUGUAUUUUGUAGUGGUUGUGCUUUUUGAAUUCCCACUGUGAAACGUGCUUGAGCUUGUGCUUAAGUGUUGCAGUUACUACAUCUUGCCCCUUUCCCUGUGAGCUGGACAGGCUCAACUCAAACCUUAUGCUGCCCAACAAAAAGAACGCAUAUUUUUGGUCUACCCCUCAGCAAUGUAACCAUCGGAUGGCAUUGUCAUCAGGGUAAAAAUUGCUUGUUGAAAGAAGAAAACACACACGCACACACAUAUUCUUUAGCUUGCUUUUUCACUACUAAUUAUCUACAUUUAUAAGUAUUGACCUCGAUACAGCAAAGCCUGUCUAUACAUGUUAUGGCUUUCGUUUACUUUCUCGAGGAAGACUGAUGUUAAGCUUCAAUAAUUUACAUAAAUGUGUGUUACUGAAAGAUGCUUUGAAAGUUUGAUUUAGACUCUCAUGACAUUCAACUGAGUCAAGUACAGUGCUGCAUUUAAGUGCUGCAUCACACUAUUCCUCAGGGAGAUUUUUCAGCAGCUAUCACACCUGCUACUGUCACCCCCGUACAUUUAUUUGUUGUCAUGCCAUGUUUCACUGUUAGACAGCUUGCACAAUGCAUCUCACUGUGAGGCCCAUUUUGUGAAGUCUACUGCUAUGCAAGGUUAUUCUCAUUGAUUACUGAACUCACGGCUCAGUCUACUGUGUCAUGUGAUAAGACUGUGCAUUUUCAUCUCUUGUUUUUUUUUAUCCAAUGUGCCUAUGUCUUGUUUUGUAACUGCUGCUUAGUGUUAUUUGAAAAGGCUGUGUGUUGCUUGGAGUGCUCGCGUUGUCAUAAUUCAGCUGCAACUUAGUAAUGCUGCAGCACAGGUGCAUCGUCACUGAAUUGCCUUCCCCUGAUGUGUGCGUGCUUCUGUGUGUCUGGUUAUCGAUGUGUCCGCACAGUGACCUUUCCAUCUGUGGGCUUAUGUAAGCGAAGUGACCACUGGACCCCUUUCGAGGCACUGAGCGCACUGCCGGCGAAUGUGUCUGGGUGUGUUUUUGUAGCUUACUCAUUCUUAAAGGAACACUGAAAGAGGACAAGUACAUGCUGCUGUGGUACGGGAAGUCAGGAAUGCAAACACAGACACAAGUAGAAUGAGGACAACAUAAAUAGCUGUUCUACUUUUGUGUGCAUUUGUGCAUGCCUGUCUUUCUGUACCGUGAAUUCAUAAUGACUUUCUUGACUUUCAGUCAUUAUAAGUUAAAGCUGGAUUGAUAAAUUACACUUAUAGGACAGCAAUAUUGACGGUCAUACCAUACACGGAAGCAUGGUCAACCUGAAAUGCAUGAAUGAAAGAGGCAGUAUGGUAGUGAUGGAACCUUGAAAGUUCCGGCACCAGCUGGCUGUGAUUUGGAUUUUGGCAGUUUCUUUCCGGAUCUGGAUUACAAUUUAUUAAUACAAAAAAGACAUAUUGCAUCCUUGAGAAGCAAGAACUCAACCUUGACUGACUUGAGCAUUUUUUCGCGUCAGGAUAGCGGCCUAAGACAUGCAAAAAUAGCUUGAAAUCUGUGAUGUCACCUCUGACACACCGGGGCUGUAGUUAAGCCCAACAGCCAAAAAGGAAACCUUGGCCUUUAUUUUCUCCAGUAGUUACCAAAUGAUUUGCACUAGACGCUUGAAAGUAUACUGUGGCGGGGUGUACUUCUAGGACAGGCACAGAGUAACACACACAGAUAAACAAACGGGAGCACUUCUAACAACUGAUGCUUAUUGAAUCAUUCCAUGUUCACAUAUAUAUACAUCAUUGUGCAGCGAGGUGGAACCUCUUGUCUAUCUUACUGACAAGUAAGAAGCAAAUUAUUUUUUUUUCCAUCAACAAAAUAGAUGGUGUGCUGACAUACUUGGGCUUAUUGGACUGAUUAUAGCUUUUGCCUCUGUAAUUUCACGCAUGCAUUUAUCUUUAUGGUAGCUGAUUAGGCAGCUGUUUGCAAACAGUGGUGAGAAACUACAGUCAUUGCAAUGUACUGACAGGUGCCCACCUCUGUAGCAUGCCAUAUUUUGUUAGUGUGCUUUUAGCCAGUCAUUUACACAGCGGCGCGUUUGGCCGAUGUAGUUGUUCAGCAUCUGCUCCACAGUUUUAUUUUAAACAGUGCUCGCAUUGCCAACAUUCCGCUGCAACCUAGUAACGCUGCAGCAAAGGCUCAUCAUCACUGAUUUUCCUUCCCCUGAUGUGUGCGUUCAGUGAUCUAAACAUUGACCUUUCCAGCUGUGGGCUUUUAUCAGCGAUGUAUGGCUGAGUGACUACUGCACCCCUUUCAACGCACUGAGCACACUGCGGGCAAAUGGGUCUGGGUGUGUUUGUUUAGUGUACUCAUUCUUAAAGGAACUCGAAAUUUUUCAAUAAAAAUCACUUUUCAGAUGUG
Molecule: messenger RNA, 15745 nt
Organism: Dermacentor silvarum
Lineage: Eukaryota; Metazoa; Arthropoda; Arachnida; Ixodida; Ixodidae
Exons: 2
Coding region: 269-1462 (397 amino acids)
Molecular function (GO): lipase activity
Source: RefSeq, a predicted model, not a curated record